This is a messenger RNA of Nezara viridula (southern green stink bug), 1407 nucleotides long. The record is from the annotation of a GenBank genome assembly. NCBI's taxonomy places the organism in Eukaryota, Metazoa, Arthropoda, Insecta, Hemiptera, Pentatomidae.
AGAAAUUUCCGGAUAAUCAAAAACAAUCUGAACUAUGCGAUAUCAUCAUGCUCUGUAACCUGUAAUCCUAAGUGGAUUUUCAAAUCAAAUUUGUUCGAUUUGGGAUCACUAAUAAACUACAUAUGUUUGUUUUAUUUUUCAUAAUUAUAAAUUAUGAAAUUUAAAAUAUGAUCAAUUAGUCCCAUCACUUAUUGUUGAGUACAAUUAGUAUAUUGUAAUAAUUUUGCGAAAGUGAAUGAGGUCUUAUGCCUCCCGAAAACGUACGCUAUCAUUCCAGUCGCCGUGCGUUAGACUACAUUAAGAAUACUCUUCCUAAAUGUUACGAUCCACCACCGAAGCGAACGGAAGCCAUAGGGGCAAGUACCAACAAAUCUGGAUUCAGACGAUUCUAUCUUUCCAAGAAAAAAGGACUGCAUAGAGGAUGGUGGAAAAACAAUAUGAGAGAUGGUUUGGGAAAACUGAUCGAUAAGAACAAAGUAGAGAUCUAUGAGGGUGAGUUCCGUAAUGACGUCCCCAAUGGUUACGGCGUAAAAUCAAUCAUACGACCAAACGGAAUAAUAGACCUUCGGUAUGAAGGCGAGUUCGCAAAUGGAGCGCCAAAUGGAAAAGGAAACUUACACACAGAUACCUACCAUUACAUAGGGCAAAUUAAUAAAGGUAAAGCAUCUGGUGUUGGAAUAGCGUGGUACAUAGAUGGAUCAAUAUACUUCGGUACGUGGUUUGGUGGCAAAAGAAUGGGACAGGGAAUGAUAGUAAACAAAAACAGGAACCGGUAUGAAGGAAAUUGGUAUGCUGAUAAGAAGCACGGAUUUGGACAAUACUGUUUCUUUGAUAAAGGCCAAGCCCUGGAAGGUAUUUGGGUCGAUGAUAUCUGCAUAAGAGGCACUAUGAGGAAUAUUAAAUACAGGCAGGCGGCAACAGAUCCAAUCAAAUACUCAAUACCGGCGUUGAUGCUGAAAGAUUGGCCUACCUCUUAUUACCAAUGGGAAAAAGAAGCUUUGGCUAGAGUAGGUAGGUACGUCAGAGAAGACAUCGGAGUAACAUUUGACCAAAAUGAAGAAAGAGAAAAAUGUUCGAUUUCACAGGAUAGCUAUCUGGAAGACAGAGACGAUAUUGAGGGUCAAAUAGAUCUUCUCAAUCUCAGUCAAUACUCAAAAUAUCCUGCUGCUAUUACUGAAAUCCAGCCCUGUGUAAUAUUGAAAAAAUAAAUGAAAAUGAAACCAUAUACGUUUUAUUUUUCAUUCAUUUAUCGGAAUAGGUUAAAAUAAAAAGUAUUCGAUAUAGUGAUGGGACAGAAAAACAUAAAGAGUUAUUCGUAACAAAUAAAAGCAGAAGUAAAAAAAAAAUACUAUUAAAGAGGAAGAUUAACAAGAUAGAGUUAAAUUUGGGAAAAUAAACCAACGAUAU